AUGGGCCCCUCUCAGGCUGCAAUUGUAGGAGGUUUAGUCCUGCAGUCUCCUUGUGAAGAACAGUGGGGCUGUAUGUUUGCGUUCAGGGACUCGGGGCCUCCUGUUCGUCAUGCUGAUCUCGUCCCUGUCCUGCCAGUGUGCCUGGUGAAUGAAACCUUGUCUUCAUUUUUCUCUAAUCAAGCAGCUGCUCUCCAGAGCCCUCCCUUGGCAUCUAUUCAAGACUGCUACGUGUCAGUCAGGAGGAGGAAGCGUUGUGAAAAUCUAAGUUAUCCAAGCUUGGCAGCAUUUCAUGCGCGUUUUCUCGAGGGUCUGCCCGAAUACCACGUGGUGGGGCCUGUCCAGGUAGAUGCCAGUGGGCAUUUCCUGUCCUAUGACCUGCACCACCCCACCACCGGUGGCCGGAGGAAGAGAGACUUGGACGAUUCAGAUGACCGGGUGUAUUACAGAAUUUCACAUGAGGAGAAGGACCUGUUUUUUAACUUGACAGUGCAUAAGGAGUUUCUUUCCAACAACUACAUUGUGGAGAAGAGAUAUGGGAACCUCUCCCAUGUACAGAUCGUGGCUCCCGUGGGGCCCCGCUGCCAUCUCAGGGGCACGAUUGUACAGCAGGGCACCACGGUUGGGACAGCAGCCCUCAGUGCUUGUCAUGGACUGGUUGGAUCAUUUCACCUGCCACAUGGAGACUUUUUCAUUGAGCCUGUUAAAAACUUGUCACUGGCUAUUGGCAGUUCCCACCCACACGUGGUUUACAAGAGGCCGAGAGUUCCAGAGGCGAAGGAGUCAGCCUGUGGAUUAAUGGACAGUCUUGGCAGUGCUGAGAAGCAAGAACUCCAGCGAGAACGGUGGGAGAGAAGUAGUGGGCCGAGCAGAAGCAGAAGCCUCUCCCGGCGUUCCAUCAGCAAGGAGAGAUGGGUGGAGACGCUGGUGGUGGCUGACACGAAGAUGGUGGAGUAUCACGGGAGUGAGAACGUGGAGUCGUAUAUCCUCACCAUCAUGAACAUGGUCACUGGGCUGUUCCAUAACCCUAGCAUUGGCAAUGCAAUUCACAUUGUUGUGGUCCGGCUCAUUCUCCUGGAAGAAGAAGAAGAAGGAUUGAAAAUAGUGCACGAUGCUGAGAAGACACUAACCAGUUUCUGCAAGUGGCAGAAAAGCAUCAAUACUAAGAGUGACAUCAGCCCUGUGCACCAUGAUGUGGCCGUCCUGCUUACCAGAAAAGACAUCUGUGUUGGUGCCAAUCAUCCCUGUGAAACUCUGGGUCUGUCCCACCUGUCGGGGAUGUGCCAGCCUCAUCGCAGCUGUAACAUCAAUGAAGACUCUGGACUGCCCCUGGCUUUCACCAUCGCCCAUGAACUUGGGCACAGCUUCGGCAUCCAGCAUGAUGGGAAAGAUAACGACUGUGAGCCUGUGGACAAACAUCCCUACAUCAUGACCCGCCAACUCCAGUACGAUUCUGCCCCUAUGAUCUGGUCCAGAUGCAGCAAGGAGUAUAUCACCCGCUUCUUGGACCGAGGCUGGGGAUUCUGUCUUGAUGAUGUCCCCCAAGGGAAGGGCUUGACAUCCAAUGUCAUUGCUCCCGGAGUGAUCUACGAUGUCCACCAUCAAUGUCAGCUGCAGUAUGGACCCAAUGCUACCUUCUGCCAGGAAGUAGAAAACGUUUGUCAGACGCUGUGGUGCUCAGUAAAGGGCUUUUGUCGCUCUAAGUUGGAUGCUGCUGCAGAUGGAACACAAUGUGGUGAGAAGAAGUGGUGUAUGGCUGGCAAGUGUAUCACUGUGGGGAAGAAACCGGAGAGCAUCCCUGGGGGCUGGGGUCGCUGGUCCUCCUGGUCCCACUGUUCCCGGACCUGUGGUGCUGGAGUACAGAGCUCCGAGAGGCUCUGCAACAAUCCUGAGCCCAAGUUUGGAGGGAAGUACUGUACUGGAGAAAGAAAACGCUAUCGCUUGUGUAAUGUUCAUCCUUGUGCCCAGGAAGGACCAACAUUCCGGCAGAUGCAAUGCAGUGAGUUUGACACUGUGCCCUACAAGAAUGAGCUCUAUCACUGGUACCCAGUUUUUAACUCAGAACAUCCUUGUGAGCUGUACUGCCGACCUAUAGAUGGCCAAUUUUCAGAGAAGAUGCUGGACGCGGUCAUUGAUGGUACUCCCUGUUUUGAAGGUGGCAAUAGCAGAAAUGUCUGUAUUAAUGGCAUAUGUAAGAUGGUUGGCUGUGACUAUGAGAUCGAUUCCGAUGCCACGGAGGAUCGCUGUGGUGUGUGCCUUGGAAAUGGCUCUGCGUGCCAGACUGUGAGGAAGACGUUUAAGCAGAAAGAAGGAUCUGGUUAUGUGGACGUUGGACUCAUCCCAAAAGGAGCAAGGGACAUUACGAUCAUGGAAAUGGAGGGAGCUGGAAACUUCCUGGCUAUCAGGAGUGAAGACCCUGAAAAAUAUUACCUGAACGGAGGAUUUCUGAUCCAGUGGAAUGGAAACUAUAAGCUGGCUGGGACUGUCUUUCAGUAUGACAGGAAAGGAGAACUCGAAAGACUGAUGGCAGCUGGUCCCACCAAUGAGUCGGUGUGGAUCCAGCUCCUGUUCCAGGUCACUAACCCUGGCAUUGAAUAUGAGUACACAAUCCGAAAGGAUGGCCUUGACAACGAUGUGGAGCACCUGACGUACUUCUGGCAGUUUGGCCCCUGGACAAAGUGCAGUGUGACCUGUGGGACAGGUAUCCGCCGUCAGAUGGCUCACUGCAUGAAGAAGGGCCAUGGAACGGUGAAAGCUACAUUCUGUGACCCGGAAACACAGCCCAGCAGGAGACAGAAGAAAUGCUAUGAACAGGACUGCCCACCCCGAUGGUGGGCAGGGGAGUGGGAAGCAUGUUCCACCACAUGUGGCCCAUAUGGAGUGAAGAAGCGAACCGUGUUGUGCAUCCAGACCAUGGGCUCUGAUGAACAGGCUCUCCCAGCGACUGACUGCCUGCACCUGCUGAAGCCCAGAUCCCUCAUUUCCUGUAACAGAGAUAUCCUGUGUCCAUCGGACUGGACGGUGGGCAACUGGAGUGAGUGUUCUGUUUCCUGUGGUGGUGGUGUACGUACUCGCAACAUUACAUGUACCAAGAAUCACGGUGAGCCCUGUGACAAGACAAGAAAACCCAACAGCCGAGCUCUGUGUGGACUUCAGCAAUGUCCAUCCAGUUGGAGAGUUCUGAGACCCAGCAAAGGCACAGUUUCCAAUGGGAAACAUCUCCCACCACCUCGGCAGGACCCCUUCAAGCCCAUUCUUCCACCUACACCCAGGCACAAGGUGCUGACCACGCCCACAGUGCCUGAAUCUAUGAGCAUGACUACUGCAGCAACAAACAGCCUUGGUCCUACUGAGGCUUCCAGAGAAGGAGACCUGGAUGGGAAGCAAUGGCAGAACAGUUCAAUACAGACUGAACUGAGCUCACAUUAUCUCAUUUCCCUCCAAAGCACUUUACAGCCCAUCUUCACUUCCCAGUCUUUGAACAUCCAGUUUAAUGAUGAGCAUGAUUCCAUUCCAGGUACCAAUCCUACUUCAGAGGGGCACCUUUUAGCUAUAACAACAAGCAGUUCUGACUUGUCAGCUUCCAGCAAUGCAGUGACUUGGCAGGUGACGCCAUUUUACAGUACUUUAACCAAAGACCCUGAAAUGGGGACUCAUAGCGGUUCAGGGGAAGAUGCGGAACAACCAGAGAACAAAGAUGAAAGCAGCCCUGUGCUGUGGACCAAGAUGAGAGUACCUGAAAAUAAUGUUCCAGUGGAAACAAUUACAGAAAUGCCACUGGCACUUCCACCAACACCUUAUCUCAGUGAAGAGUCCUUGUGGCCACCCUUACACACAGUGAUGGAGGGACUGAUACCCAGCCAAAGGCCCAGUCAUCUCAAAAGUGAUCCACCUAGGUCUGUCGACAUGGUUCCUGAAAAACCAGUUAGUACUUCUCUCCCUCUGGGAAAAGGCCAACAGCCAACACCCUCAGAAAAGCCAGUGAGCCACAACUACCAGGAACAUCCAAGCAACAGAAAUGUAACAUCAAGUUCUGCACCAGCGCUCACUGAGGAAGAUGCAACAAGUCUGAUUGCUGAGGGGUUUUUACUCAAUGCCUCCAAUUAUAAGCAGUUCAGAAAAGACCACAGCCCUGCACACUGGAUGGUUGGAAAUUGGAGUGAGUGCUCCACCACCUGUGGGCUGGGGGCUUACUGGAGAAGCGUGGAGUGCAGCACCCAGGUGGAGGCCGACUGUGCAGCCCUCCCGAAGCCUGACCCUGCCAAGAGAUGCCACCUCCGUCCCUGCGCCGGCUGGAAAGUAGGAAACUGGAGCAAGUGCUCCAGAAACUGCAGCGGGGGCUUCAAGAUCCGUGAGAUUCAGUGCAUGGACAGCUGGGACCAACGGAGCCUGAGGCCAUUUCAUUGCCAAUUCCUGGCCGGCAUCCCCCCUCCGCUGAGUAUGAGCUGUAACACAGAGCCCUGUGAGGAAUGGCAGGUGGAGCCCUGGAGCCAGUGUUCCAGGUCCUGUGGAGGUGGAGUCCAGGAGAGAGCAGUGUCUUGUCCUGGAGGCCACUGCGACUGGACCAAAAGGCCUGUAUCCAUGAGGACUUGCAAUGGGCACCUUUGCUGUCACUGGACCACUGGGAACUGGGGCCUGUGCACCACGUCCUGUGGGGGUGGCCUCCAGAAGAGGACUGUCCGUUGUGCCCCUUUGGCAAAUGUUACACUGGAAGACCAAGCCCAGUGCCUGUGUGAUCCUGAAUCCAGACCUCCACAAUCCCAAAACUGCAGCCCUCUACCCUGCAGGAGCGGGGCUGGUUUACUUUGCCCCAAGGAUAAACUGUCUGUCACUUUCUGCCAGACCCUGAGAGCCAUGAAGAAAUGCUCUGAGGCCACAGUGAGGGCCCAGUGCUGCCACACAUGUUCUCAAACGCACAUCGUGCGGACUCCAGGGCAGAGAAGACGGCAGUUGCUCAAGAACCCCGACGUGCUCUGAGUCCAGAAGGAAGCCACCCUCCACCAUGGACCAUGGCAGCCUGCUGACGGCAAUAUGUUAGAGUCCCAG
This is a messenger RNA of Ochotona princeps (American pika), 5043 nucleotides long. RefSeq names its product A disintegrin and metalloproteinase with thrombospondin motifs 12. Gene Ontology annotation, biological process: proteolysis; extracellular matrix organization. Bases 1 to 4974 code for a protein of 1657 amino acids. The transcript is spliced from 24 exons. Gene Ontology annotation, cellular component: extracellular matrix. Gene Ontology annotation, molecular function: metalloendopeptidase activity. The record is from RefSeq and is a predicted model, not a curated record. NCBI's taxonomy places the organism in Eukaryota, Metazoa, Chordata, Mammalia, Lagomorpha, Ochotonidae.